Neoarius graeffei (lesser salmon catfish) is the source of this 7240-nucleotide messenger RNA. It is a transcript of the gene lepr, whose product is annotated as leptin receptor. Bases 339 to 2915 code for a protein of 858 amino acids. The transcript has 20 exons. Gene Ontology annotation, molecular function: cytokine receptor activity; protein binding. Gene Ontology annotation, cellular component: external side of plasma membrane. The record is from RefSeq and is a predicted model, not a curated record. Lineage: Eukaryota; Metazoa; Chordata; Actinopteri; Siluriformes; Ariidae. Gene Ontology annotation, biological process: cytokine-mediated signaling pathway.
GGCGAAUGGCGUGUGAUUGCAGGCGGUGAGGGAGCGACAGGGCGGAGUGAGGGACCGCGGGAAACGCGGGAUUCAUUGCAGAAACACCGGGUCUGAGCUUUAUUUUCCGCAGUUAACAAAACUAAUGGUGUUGUAGGGAGGAAUGAGUGGGGCCAGUCCUUCUGUUUUAUUUCCGCGGGUUGUUUUGUGACUGGAAACAAAAGGAAGGGGAUCUCCGAGCGCUUUCUGUCUCAUCCUAACUUCGGUUCAGAAGAACGAGAGAGAGAGAGAGAGAGAGAGAGAGAGGGAUAUACUCCAUCCGUUGAAGACAGAAGUGAUGCUAGUGUGAGAGUGACAUCAUGUUUUCCUUCUUGAGGCUAUUUCUCAUCGUGAACGUCUUCACUGCUUUACACGCUGUAGAUGCUGUGAGCCCUUUAAACGCCUUGCCUGGUGCGUAUCAGGAUCUGCAGUGGAGAGCUCAGCUGGACUGUGUCCUGACUUCCAAUAGAAAUGCCAGUGAAGCCAGCGCUAGCUCCAGCGUGAGCUCCAAUCAGAGCCUCAGUCACGUCAACAGCCUUCACCAGUAUCAGUGCAACAUCCAGAACUCCACAGAUAUCAUGGAAGGUUCCAGUGUACCACAAGCUGUCUCUGAAAACAUCCAUUUGGACAUCUGUUGCUGGCUGGAAGACAAAGAUGCAAAAGUAAUUUGCUAUUUGACACUCCAAAGAGCAACAGCGACAAACACCAGUCAGCUGAUGAUCAGCUUGCAGCGAGUAGCACUGGAGUCGGACACACUGUCAGAUGAAACGAACAUCACGACUCCGGUGCAGUGUCCUGGUGAAGAUGAAAUCACAUGCGUCUUUGGCCUUCAUACCAGCGAUGUCUCCGUGUCCUUGUCUGUUCGUGGAUUUCUCAGUGGCCGUCCUUUACUGUCACCUGAAAUGUACAUCAGCACUGAUCUCCUGCGGAAGCCAGACGCACCAUUUGAUUUGCGUUAUAAUGUAACUACUGAGGGUGAGGUGAUGAUCACCUGGAAUGACUCACGAAAUAAUAAACACCCACUUAACUGUGAGCUCCACUACUCACCCAACACUUCUCUAACACACUGGGAGGUGCUUCAUGUCCAGCAUCCGUGGGUGUCUUUGAGUGAGCUCACUUCUGGAGUCAGAUAUACAGUUCAGGUGCGCUGCAAGAGCCUCCAUCAUCAUCGCUACUGGAGCGAAUGGAGUGACUGGAGCCAGCCGUUCUACCUCACACUUGAUGUGAGCUACAUCCCUACUGAAGUGUUCACCAGACCUGGCGCAGAAGUAACAGUGUACGGUGUGUUUCACAACCACAGCUGGACUGCCAGUAAGGCUGUGUGGAUGCUGAAUGGACAGAUGCUUCCAGAAAGCCAAUACCAAAUGAUCAACAAAAGGGUCAGCGCAGUCACUGUCAGGUCCAAAGAGCCUGGCUUUGAUACCCUGAUGUGCUGUUACCCGUGGGGGCAGAGAUAUAAGUGCAGCAUUGCCUACACCAAGCUCUAUGUAGAAGGAUUCUUUGAUGCAAAUAUAACCUGUCAAACCGAUCAGCGUUCGAGAGUCGAUUCAAUGACCUGUAAAUGGAAUAAGAGUGCGUGGGCUGUGAUACGCUUCCGAUACAGACGUUACAGGCGAAUGUGUGAGGAGAUACCACAUGAGGAUGAUACCACGGUACAAACACAUGGAGAAACCAUGGCUGGGGUAGAGGAGUGCCCAGAUGGAGCUGGAGAUUACCGUGAAUGCACCCUGCGAAACCUAAGCCUGUUCUCCUGUUAUAAGCUGUGGUUAGUGGUGGAGGGUGGAUAUAACAAAGUGAGGUCACUUCCUGUUUUUGUCUCACCUAUAGACUAUGUGAAACCGUCUCCACCCUCAGACCUGGAAGCAGUCACUUUACCCAACAAAACACUAAGCGUAAGCUGGAAGCGUCCUCACCUGCCUGCGUAUGAUCUAAAAUAUGAGCUACGCUAUGUACCUAUGCGUUGGAUGGCAGAUUUACAGUGGAAGGUGUUUGGCCCUGUCUCUGAGACAUGGGCCACAAUUCUGUUGCAGGACUCAUGCAUACAGUACAAGGUUGAGGUGCGCUGCCGAAGACAUAAGAGCUUGGGUUACUGGAGUGACUGGAGCAAAGCUCUUGCUUCAUCAGUUUAUAGUAUUAAAGCACCAGAGACGGGGCCAGACUUCUGGCGAAUUAUACAAGAGACUCCUUCGGGUGACACUAAUGUAACUCUGCUCUUUAAGCCCCUUCCAGAAGAGGAAGCAGUCAGCUGUGUGCAGGGACUGGUAGUCGUGCACCAGACUUCAGGGGGCAUCGUGUGGUCAGAUGACAUAGCCCCGAGCUCAUUUUACACAUUCCAGUGGAGAGAGGAAGUCCAUAACAUCACGGUCAUGUCUCGUAAUUCUUUAGGCGUCUCAGCCAAGAAUAGUAACAUGACUCUGGUGCGUCAAUCUAAACGACAGUGUGUGCGUUGGUUCCAUGUAACAGCCAAUGCAUCGUGUGUGUUUCUUUCCUGGAGCCUGGUGUGUGAGCAGCCAUUGCUCCUUUCCUUUGUCCUUGAGUGGCUGGAGCUGAGUGGUGAUUCCAGCCAGGGCUGGACUUCAGCUGGAAGAAUCGAGUGGCUCAGAGUCGCCUCAACCGCCAGGGAUCUUCAGCUGUGCCGGCCUUUUUAUGGCACAGAGGAGUUUAAACUGUACCCUGUGUUUGUGGAUGGUGAAGGGGAGCCAGCGAGAUGCACAGCUGUGCGAAGCGACCCUGCAGCCUACAUGCUUCUCAUGAUCAUCGCCUUCCUCUUUGUCGUCCUGUUUGUCACGUUGAUCAUCUCUCAAAACCAAUUGAAGAAGCUCAUGUGGAAGGAUGUCCCAAAUCCCAACAAGUGCUCUUGGGCCAAGGGGAUAGAUUUCAAAAAGCUUGUAAUGUGACAAAACAGGACAAACACCAAGGGGGAUGGAUACUUUUGCAAGGUACUGUAUAUGUGGCUACAUGGGAAAACACUUCACUUUGACAAAUUUUGAUAUUUUCUCUUAUAUAUAUAGUUCUGGAAACUACAGGCUUCCCUGAGUGUAAUUUUUUUUGCAUGGAUCUUAACAAGUUGUAUCAUUUUCAAUGAAUACUCCCAAAAGUGAAAAGGGAGAAAGUUGCAUUUAAAAACUCCAGUCCAGUCAUAAACAGGUUUACGUUUGUUACACUAUGGCACAUUGCUAUCCGAAAACUUGAUCAAAUCUUUAAAAAAAGCAUAUAUCAAUGUUUUGGAUGUAUUUAGGCAGACCGACUGCACUUACAGCUGCAUUUUAAAGCUGGUUCUUUAUCCAGCGUGGUGAUCUUUGCAGGCAGAUAGCCAAGGCAAGGUUAUGGGUGGUUCUCCACUAUAGUUGCAAAUUGGGAUAUGGACCUUGAGCAAACUGAUAAGUUCAUAAGGCAGAAUUCUGGUAGCCAAUUUUGGAGUUUUAUCAAAGUAUUUUCUUAUUGCUCGAUAUGGUAAAAUUCAAGGUCAAAGUUCAAGGUCAUUUCAAGGUUAAGGUUGCCCUGGUCUCUGUCAGUACACAAACAGGUCUCUGAAAUGCCUAAUAAAUCCAUAAUCUCUGACCAAACUCAAAAUGUAAUUGACCCCAAUUACAAAUCUGGGCCUUAUUAUAAAUAAUUCUAUUUGAAAAUGUAUAUUUAUCACAGAACAAUAAAUAUAUGUAUUAAAAGGGUGCAGCGUUUGUGUACUGACAGCAUGUUUGUGUACUGACGUUCAAAAAUAAGACAACGAAGUUGAUUAUUUGAGCAGAACAGUAAUAGAUUUAAUUUUUGAACCUCAAAAAUGGCAACAACAUUAACCAUGUGUUAACAAAAUUAGGAACAAAACAUAUAAGAACCUAAGGCAACAUUUCAUGACACCAAUUAUCAAAAAAAAAGUCAAAGUCCUUCCCACGCCUUACAGUACCUGGUAUUCCUAGGCAGUCUCCCACUCAAGUACUAACCAGGCCCAACCUGUAUGUGGCGCAUCGGGCGGCGCCGAUCUCCGUUUCCAUAGCCCUCGGCCUCUCGCCUAUUACAUAGCUAGGGUUACAGUGGGGGGCUAGUCCUCUGGUAACCACGAGAGUUUAACUCCCCAUGCACAUCUGUAUUGCAGCGUGCCUUGCCAGAUGGCGGUAGGUACCAUUUUUAUGAUGGUCUUUGGUAUGACCCAACCGUGAAUAGAACUCACGAUCUCCCGAUCGAGAGGCGGACACGCUACCGCUAGGCCACUAGUCGGUGACACCAAUUAUAAAGUAGCCUAAUUAGCAUUUCCUCACUUUUCUAAAUUUGCCCGUGCUUUUGACAUUUUAGUCAAUCCAAACAAUGUCCAAAUUCAUGACUACACCAGGCGCUGGAUAAAUGUCCCAAUCACUACACCAAACCUGGGUGAUUUUUUACGAGUUGGGUCCAUGUAGAUGUAGGAAUCAUCAUGUGCCUAGAGUUCUUGGAAUUUCUGGUGACGGGGACACUCUCAGAAAUUGACUAGGCCUAAUCAGAAAACCUUUAAAGAUAUCCUGGUAGGAUACAUGUACUAGGUAUAGGCCUAUAUACUAGUAGGUUGACAAAAGGGAUUGAGAGACAUCAAACUGUCAUCCUAUCAAAUUGGUCAAUACACUAACACAAUAGUCAGUACACAAACAGACCCCGGUGUUAGUGUAUGGACUGUUAAGGCCUCUGUAUGCUCGUGCGACAAGGCUUUCGCAGAUAGCUUUUCGCAGGCAGUUGUAAUUUAUUGUUGAGCGGGGAUAAUAGGCGUGCGCGAUGUUAUUCACCGGCACAACGCAAGGGGGCGUGAAGUCACUAGGAGUAGUUGGUGGGUGUGGUUAGUGGAAUGUUUAUCCUCCGGUUACUUAUAAUGACUAGAACUUUUUUUUUUUUUAAUAAUGACUAGAACUGGAGUUGUAUAGAUGUCCGUACUUUCUCAAUCAACCGCUCUUCGUGCUGCUCCAUCUUCGCUCGUGUUUUUAAAAAUGCCGGUCGUGAAAACAAACCAAACCGGGAAAGUAGGGAAGUGGAAGUGCGUGUACAGCGGAUGUAGAGUGGACCAAUCAGAGCCCUCUUGUCUGCGGCGCUGUCUGCGAGGCUUCUGCGGUGGUCACACUUUUCUUUGGGAGGUGCGCGCAGAGCGUCUGCGAAGGUGGGGGGGCUACGCAGACACCGUCUGCGGCGCCGUCUGCGAGGACUGGGUUGUCAGCAUAAAUUGGCCUUUAGUGUAUGGACAAAUAGUUCAUCAUCUGGUCACCAGGGUGCAGAUGUGUAUAUGAUGCCUGUGCAUUGUAGUCUAGUUGAAAGGUCUUCUAACUCACAUUCAUGGCACAAACAUGUUUUCAUGACAAAGCUGGGCCUACAUCAUUCUAGAAGUGUUAGUGUAUUGACUGCUAUUAUAAAUUCUGUUAAAAAUUGCCAUACAAACCUGAACAAUGCUGGAAAACUACCACAAUAUGAAAUUCAAUGUUUCCCUCCCUUGAACUUGUGGGAUUCCCACAAUGCACUGCAGUCAUCUCAUUAGAAUAGUUCUGUCCGUUUUCCCCAGGUGUCUCUAGUUAGUACUGUUAGUGUACUAACUUAAUUACUUGGGACACCAAAAAUCAAUUUCUUGGCGGGAAAAUUUCUGACUAGUAUUGGAAAUAUUUUCAAAAUGUGCUUUUCUUCAUGCUGCAUGGACAAUAUUGAUCAUAUUUAAAUGGGUGACACAAAAUAAUAACACCAAUAAAUAUUUUUCAGCAAGGGUUUAUUUUCCUUCUGGGAUGUAUGAGACACGCAUUUUGGACCCCCUUGGGUACUUCCAAUGAAAAAUUCUACCAACACUAUUAUAUUUGAGUGGAUAAAAUUUAAUAUCAAUUAAUUUUUAUAAUCAAUAGGAAGGCAUAUGAACACAGACACCCUGAUUUUAUUUAAAGGCCUGGUCUCAGAAUACUUGUUAAGUGAGGUGACACCAAUUUGCAACUGUAGUGGAGAACCACCCUUAUAAAGGAAAUAAAAACAUCAUUUUGGUGAAACAUAUUGAUGGUUUCUUAAAGUGGAUUAGUAUAGCAGAUAAGUAUGUUUCUGACAAAAUCCAAGACUUUGCCAUGUGACAGGUUUUCCCAUAUCACCACACACAUACAGCAACAGGAAAAAGAAAGGACGUUAGUUUCUCAGGCAUCAAGAAUACAAGACACCGUUGUGGUUUAAUGGAAGACUGUAUUUAAGGUGCUUUUGUCAAAGCAAGUGCAGUCGGUGCCGUUUAAGUCUGUUCAAGAUUUAAGCUGUGUGACUGACUCAGUUGAAAGUGUAACAAUGUGACAAAUGAUGUGUUUUAUUCUAUCCACAUUCACUGGAUAUGAGUAAUUGCAUGCUCUAAUUGGCUGCUCUACUACUAGGAUAUCAGUUCAUAUACCGUGAGUGGAGAAAAACAAAAUGUUGGAGCGCAUCAAGUCAGAUACAUCACUGCAUCAGGUAUUUCAAAGAACCAGAAAUAGCUAAAAUAAUAUAGUUUUGUUCCCCCCAGUAGCUCCUGUUCCACACUCCAGCCCAGUCGGUGGUGGUAAUGCACCUUUAAGUUGGUUUGCUAACUGAAAAAAAAAAAAACCUAAAGAAGAAGAAAAUGGCGGCGCGUGUUGCUGAACCAACUGAGGACGAAAUAAACACUCUACUCGAAAACAACCCCUCCCCCCCAAAAAAAGCAACAAAAAUAUAGAAUAAAAGUAUUUGAUAGUAAGAAUGUAUCUUUUUUUUUUUUUAAGAAUUAUUAUUAUUGCAUUUUUCACAAAUUGCUACUAUCAUUUCGCCAGUUUGUUUACAUUCUGGGUGGAAAUGAUUUUGUCGGACGUUUUGUAUAAAGUUUUUAUUUAUCGAAUUUGCAAAAAAUGUAAAUAAAACUGCUGUUUCUCAAAAUCCAGUGAAUGUGGAGAGAAUAAAACAGUUAUUCCACUCAAUCUUGUCGUACGUGGCUUAUAGCCGACUCGGGGCUACGCACCUCGUUAGCUAUCAGUUCAUAUACGACUUGAUUUUGUGGAAUAACUGAUAAAUAUUUCAUUGACAUUUGAUUGUGCAUUUGUAUAUUUUGUCAUCUGUGUUUACGUUCUUUGAAAUCUCAAGCAUCAAAUGUGAACUUUUCUGUCCGUUUUCAGUGUUUUGGGUUUUUUUGUAUCAAAACCAGUGUAUGAUGACCACUGUAUGUCAAAGACAGUGAUGGAAUUUAUGAAAUUGUUAAUGUUUCUAAAGAAUGUGUGUACAGUAUAUAUUUGAUGUCUAUUUUUCU